This is a messenger RNA of Aplysia californica (California sea hare), 661 nucleotides long. RefSeq names its product transmembrane protein 47. NCBI's taxonomy places the organism in Eukaryota, Metazoa, Mollusca, Gastropoda, Aplysiida, Aplysiidae. Gene Ontology annotation, cellular component: cell-cell junction; membrane. Gene Ontology annotation, biological process: cell-cell adhesion. The record is from RefSeq and is a predicted model, not a curated record.
GCUACAAUUAGUGAUCCCAAUUUCCGCUUCCGACCUCACCCACCGCAGACAUGGGGGCUGACGGAAUCACCAAGGCGCCCACGGUUGCCAUAGAAACCGUGCUCGUUGUCAGGCCAAUCAAGGUGGUAGGACUACUGUGUGGAGUUCUGGCCGUGCUGUUGCUGAUGCUGUCUGUGGCGGCCACGGCCUGGCUACAAGCUAACGGCAGCAGGGAGGGCUUGUGGGAGAAAUGUACCUACAACCAAACCAUCCCUGAUUGGCUGGAGUGUGACUUGGGACUGCCACGGGAGUGGAUCACGGCGUGCCAGGCCCUGUGCCUUAUCUCCCUCAUCGUCUGUAUCCUCGCCAUCGUCGUCACAUCCGUGGCUCUGCGCACCAGCAACUUCAAGAUCAAGUACAAACUUUACUGGGCGGGACUCACCCUCUUCUUCUUGGCCGUGAUGUUUGAACUCAUCUCACUCGUCAUCUUCCCCAUCAAGUUUCUGGACGAGAUUCAGAACAGGGACGAGGCACAGUGGCGUUUUGGCUGGGCCUAUGUGAUCGGCUGGGCGGCCGCUGUGUGUGAAUUCGCGGCCGGCCUGUUCCUGUUGCUGGACAGAGGAGCGGAGGAGAUUCUGUACAGGGAAAGGGUGUUGCAUGAGGAGAAUAAGAACGGGAUAGA